CUCCUGCAGCCACCAGGAACUAAUCUUCGGAACUCGCGUCCUAAGCCAUGCGUGGGUCUGACAAUCACCCUGUCCUCAGUAUUUUGCAUCCUUGCGUAUAACCACCCGACAUGUCCAUCCUCGUGAAGCCUCCCAAACGCAAGCUGGACGAGCUGGAAGGCCCCGUCGAGCAGAGCAGCAGACGCCUGUCACACAGCCCGCUUACGUCGAAUGCCUCCCACGCAGUAGAUCCUACCUACCCUGACAAUGCCCCGCGUCCACGAGUCAACUCCGCUCCCCAGACGGAACAUGCGGAGAAUUCGCAUUGGUUUUCCUUGCGCGAGCUGAACUCCAAUCGUCAGUCCCCGGCCUCCUUUGAUGGACCGUUUCAGGCCCAGAGAAAGUUCUCACCAAAUGCAUCCAUUGUCUUGACCGGGAUUCGGGGCACGGGAAAGUCCAGUCUGGCGGUCAUCCUGGCGGCCACCUCGGGGAGGAGGCUGAUCGAUGCCGACCGGUAUUUCCAGCAGGUGACCGGUCGUUCACGCGCGUCCUACAAGAAGGAGUUUGAUCUCGUCGAGUAUCGUCAGCAGGAAGCCAGGGUGAUGGAGUCCAUGCUUACGGAUAACCAAGAGGGCUGUGUCAUUGCAUGCGGACCGGGCUCCAUGGAGCGCAGUGGGCAGACGUUGCUGAGGGAGUACGCGAAGACCCAUCCUGUCAUCUACAUCCUCCGUGACCCGGAGAGCAUACAAUCUUAUCUGAAGGCGUGGAACACGGACAAGGUCCGUCGCUUCCUUGAGCUCUCAGGGCCAAUCUACCGCGCCUGUUCCAAUCUUGAAUUCUUCAAUGUCUCCGAAAAGGGCAUCACCGACCAUCCAGUCCCCAAAGACGGUCACGACUCGCAACUGGAAUCCGAGCUAGACCAACGAGUCCAAGCAAUUACUCCUUUCCUAACCCUCAAACAGUUACAGCGCGACUUUCUCUGUUUCAUCGCGUUCGCCACGGGCGAUACGACGGACCUCAGCCGCCAUAAUUCAUCUUUCCCGCUGUCGAUGCAGCCAGUGGAGUCCCGCACCUUUACCUACGCCGUCACCGUACCGCUUUCCUCCAUGUUGGAACAAGACCUGGACAUCGAGGAGCUCGAGUCGACCGCCGAUGCUUUUGAGUUGAAGCUGGAUGUGGCAGAGCCACCUUCCUCUCACCUCGGCCUCGACUCGAGCUUUGCCGACAGAAUCAGUCAGGCCGUGGCAAACAUCCGACGGCACACAGUUGUUCCUCUAAUAUACCAUGUGGAGAGUACUGUAUCCCGUUACGGUCUCGGCGCAGAGCAAAAGGAUCCGUCGCGACGUGCCGAUACAGAGUAUCUCAAAUUGGUCCAACACGGUCUACGAUUAGCUCCGGAGUUUGUGACAGUGGACUUGUCUUACGAGGAUAAUGUACUAUCACAAAUCAUAGCCUCCAAAGGGGCAAGCAAGGUGAUCGGACAUUUCGCCGCUAUCCAGGCCCCAGCGCGAGGGUGGGAUGACACCCACUACAUGGAGCUCUACGAGCGAGCCAAACGGUUAGGGUGUGACAUGGUUCGGCUGACCCAGCCAGCGAUGACGAUCGACGACAACUUUGCCGUGCAACGCUUCCGCGACUAUAUCAAGUCGCUUCCUGCCCCGCAGCUGCCGCUGAUUGCAUACAAUUCGGGUCUCUUGGGCCGAUUGUCAUGCUGCUUCAAUCCGAUCCUGACGCCUAUAACCCACCCGUCGCUGGUUCCCGAGAUGCAGUCCAAAGGAUUGCCGUGUAUUACCUUGCGCGAGGCGCAGGAAGCGCUUUAUUCCUCUUUUACGUUGGAUCCCCUACAGUUCUUCGUCUUUGGUGCCAACAUCACCUACAGUUUGUCCCCCGCCAUGCAUAACGCGGCGUAUGCGCGAUGUGGGAUGCCACACCAGUAUAAAUUACACCAGUCGUCAUCUUUGCGCGGUCUGAAUGAAUUGGUGGAGAACCCGCACUUUGGCGGAACAAGUGUCAGCUUGCCCUUCAAAACCGAAGCCAUCCCCCUUCUACACUCCAUGUCCCCCCAUGCUCGAGCCAUUGGCGCCGUAAACACGCUCAUCCCAAUCCGGCGGCUGGAAGACAAAGCCCUCGACUCUAAUAAUUCCUCGUUGUACAUGGAGAAAAGCAGGGCUGGGCCGAUCAAGGCCUUGCACGGCGACAACACCGAUUGGAUUGGAAUCGGGAAUUGUUUCCGAAGGGGACUGUCCCCAGCGAAUGCCAUCCGGCCGUCCUCCACCGGGCUGGUGAUUGGCGCGGGUGGAAUGGCGCGCGCUGCCAUCUACUCCAUGAUCCACCUGGGGGUGCAGAAUAUCUUCAUCUUCAACCGGACGUUGGCCAGCGCCGAGAAGCUGGCCUACCAUUACAAUCGACAGAACCUGCCGUCUGGCCGCGUCGGAUCAGCGGCGCGACCUCAGGUGCACGUGAUCCGUUCUCUGCAAGAGAGCUGGCCGGCCAACUAUAAGCAGCCGACCGUCAUUUGCUCGUGUAUCCCCACCCACAGCAUCGGGGGGCAGCCGGCUCCCAACUUUGAGAUGCCCGUCCAGUGGCUGGAAAGCCCCACCGGUGGCGUCGUUGUGGAGCUGGCCUAUAAAACACUCAACACGCCGCUAAUGAAGCAAAUACGAGGUCUCUCCCAUCGUGGUUGGGUCGCUCUGGACGGCCUGGAUGUUCUUCCGGAGCAAGGGUUUGCCCAAUUUGAGUUGUUUACCGGCCGUCGUGCGCCGCGGCGGCUCAUGCGGAUGGUGGUCCUGAAGGAAUACGAGGGCGAGGAGGGCCAAUACGAUGACCGGGUCAUCCAAAGUCGGAUUGAAAACCUGGAAGGGCAGCCUACUUGA
Aspergillus ibericus CBS 121593 is the source of this 2852-nucleotide messenger RNA. RefSeq names its product putative quinate pathway repressor protein QutR. NCBI's taxonomy places the organism in Eukaryota, Fungi, Ascomycota, Eurotiomycetes, Eurotiales, Aspergillaceae. The record is from RefSeq and is a predicted model, not a curated record. The transcript is spliced from 3 exons. Gene Ontology annotation, biological process: chorismate biosynthetic process. The coding region runs from base 111 to 2852 and encodes 913 amino acids. Gene Ontology annotation, molecular function: 3-dehydroquinate dehydratase activity; shikimate 3-dehydrogenase (NADP+) activity; 3-phosphoshikimate 1-carboxyvinyltransferase activity.